Molecule: messenger RNA, 1368 nt
Organism: Cyphellophora europaea CBS 101466
Lineage: Eukaryota; Fungi; Ascomycota; Eurotiomycetes; Chaetothyriales; Cyphellophoraceae
Exons: 2
Coding region: 1-1368 (455 amino acids)
Biological process (GO): lipid metabolic process
Molecular function (GO): glycerophosphodiester phosphodiesterase activity
Source: RefSeq, a predicted model, not a curated record
AUGGUGUCUGCUAUCUCCAAGCUCGCUGCAGCUGCAGCCGUGUUGAACACCGUCAAUGCUGUCCCACUUGCAGGCCGCAGCAGCGGCAAGUUCGGCGACAAUCAUACUCCCCUCGAAGCUCCUACGCCUGAGGCUGAGUACUUUGUCUCAUACGGACCUCGUCCCUACUACCUGAUCAACAACAUGACCGAGUCCCCACUCAAGCAGAAGCUUCAAAGCUGUGAGAACGGGCCGUUCGAGAUCACUGCCUUCAGCAUUGCCCACCGUGGUGGUGCGGACCUGCAGAUUCCUGAGGAGACAGUCCAGUCGUCGGUGGCUGGUGCGAGAAUGGGCGCUGGCAUCAACGAGUGUGAUGUUGCGUUCACCUCGGACCUCAAGCUUGUCUGCCGCCAUGACCAGUGCGACCUGCACACCACGACCGACAUCAUGAACAGACCAGAGCUGCGGGAAAAGUGCACCACACCAUUCACGCCCGCUAACGAGACUGCGGAUGCUUCAGCUCUUUGCUGUACCAGCGACAUCACGCUGGACGAGUUCUUGGGUCUCUGCAGCAAGAUGGAUGGCUUCAAUGCUAGUGCCACGACUCCCGAAGACUUCACCGACGGCGGCAUUCAGCCCUGGCGUACAACGCUCUACGACACGUGCGGCACCGUCAUGACGCUUGAGUCCUACAUCGACCUGACAAACUCUUUCCCGGGCUACCGCAACUUCACGCCGGAGCUCAAGACGCCUCCUGCAGCAGUCUCUAUGCCCUUCAACGGCUACACUCAAGCGCAGUUUGCCCGCGACAUGGUCGAUACUUUCACCAACAAGGGCAUCAGCCCUUACCGCGUCUUCCCUCAGUCCUUCCUGCCCGACGACGUCUACCUAUGGAUCGAAGAAUACCCCGACAGCUUCGGCCCACAGGCCGUUUACCUCGACGAAGAAGGCGACGAUCCAGCGGACUUCCCUGCCGCGGUAGCCCGCCUGCCCGAGCUGAAGGCGCGCGGCGUCAACAUCAUCGCUCCUCCCAUCAACUACCUCUUCAUCGCCACUGGCGAGGACAAUCAGACCAUCGCGCCCUCGAGCUACGCGCUGACGGCCAAGCAAGCCGGCCUGGACAUCGUGGCCUGGACGGCAGAGCGCUCCGGGCCCCUCACAGACGUGCGCUCCUCCGAGGACUACUACUUCAGCACGUUUGCUGACGCGGUCCACACCGACGGCCAAUUCUACGAGCUCAUCGACAUGCUGGCGCAGGAGGUGGGCAUUGUGGGGCUCUUCAGUGACUGGAGCUCGAGCGUGAGUUACUAUGGCAGUUGCAUGGGCUUGAAGGGGACGUAUGGUGAGAAGUACCACUCGGCGGAGUGGAAGGGUCAGAAUAAGGCGUAG